This is a messenger RNA of Coniophora puteana RWD-64-598 SS2, 1343 nucleotides long. Its product is annotated as TPR-like protein. The transcript is spliced from 6 exons. NCBI's taxonomy places the organism in Eukaryota, Fungi, Basidiomycota, Agaricomycetes, Boletales, Coniophoraceae. Bases 55 to 1152 code for a protein of 365 amino acids. The record is from RefSeq and is a predicted model, not a curated record. Gene Ontology annotation, molecular function: metal ion binding; protein binding.
CUUUGGCCUUCAUUCUUGUUCUCUCACAGACAUCCACCCGCACCCACGUCAGACAUGUCAGAUCACAAACCAUCAGGCUCCUCCACCCUGAAGCCUGCACACGAACCCGUGAUCGCUCAGAAGUUGAAAGACCGCGCAGAGCAACGGCGGCUGAAAGCCCAGGAGCGGAGGGAAAAGUCAGACAAGCUCAGGGAAAAGGGAAACGAGUCAUUCAGGAUUGGCCACUACGAAUGUGCCGCUGACUUUUACAAGAAGGCGCAGAAAGUUCACGGAGAACGGCGCCAGCCCAUCAUCCUGUCAAACCUCGCGGCGGCGCUUCUCAAGCUGGGAGAGUGGGAGGGAGCACACUUUGCUGCAGAGGGUGCGCUUACUACGGAUGCAACCAACCUCAAGGCACGUUUUAGAAGAGGUGUGGCCCGCAAAGAACUGGAACAAUACGAAGCAGCCAUGAUAGACUUUAAAGUCAUCCUUGACCAGGACCCAAACAAUGCCGAGGUAAAGGCACACUACGAGGCUGCCAAGAAGCUCUUCGACGCCGGGAAGGGCGUGCCUGCAGAGUUUGACGACGACAUGCCCCAAUACGAUCCUACUGGCUCCAUGUUCGAAUCUGAGUCCGAGUCCGGGUCGAGCGAUGCUGAACACGAAGGGAACAGCAUCCCGUGUAGGUUCUACAACCACGACGGCUGCAAGCGAGGCCACGCCUGCGCUUACUCGCACAAGAACGAUGACUUGAGCGUGAGGGAUGGCCUAGGGAAGAAUGUGUGCAUCUACUUCCUCCUAGGAAAAUGCAAGUUCGGCGCCGAGAAGUGCAUCUACAGCCACACCAAAGCGUACCUCCCUGACGGCUGGUGGAAUCACCCAGAGUACCGCGAGGCUUUCGAGAUCGCUCUUCCGAUGAAGCUCGAGCUUAUUGCCGCUAGCUCAGGUUCAGGCCCGUCUUCAGGUAUGCCGAAGAAGGGCAAGAAGAAGGGGAAGAGAGGUGGUAAAAAGAAAGUUAUACCCAGCGUGUACAAUUCCGACGACGAUGACCUCCACGAUGGAGGGGUGCUUGGCUUCUCGGCGAGCGACGUUGAAGAGUUGGCCAUGCAGGGAAUCAAGCCUUGGGAUGAUGAAGCAGCUGACGCUCUUGCGGUGUUAAAUGGUUACUAUUAGACCUUGGGCAGAUACCCUCUCUUCUUGUUGCGAAUACUUGAAUUGUUUGGCCCCAAUCUCCCAUUAGUCGUCUGAAUGCCAUACCUCGUAAAUUUAUACUUUGAAGAGCCACUGUAGGAUGCAAGCCGAAUCGAUCUGACGUUGAACUACUUGAUACAGUAUAUACGAUAUGCUACAAUUUACUUGUAAAU